CAAUAUUUUGUCCGGAUGGGACCGAACAAGGGACGAUGAAAUCAGUGUGGUGGAAAGAAGUUGUGUUUGUGUUUGUGUUUGGUGUUGGGACAAUUGAUAUUGGUGGCUCUCAAAUUGUGAACCGCACAUAUACCCACCCUGCUUCCCACGCCACAUCGUUCUCCCUCUCCCUCCCUCCCUCUCUCUCUCUCUCUCUCUCUCUCUCUCUCUCUCUCUCUAAGCUCUUUCUUGUUGAAACUGUGAGUCUAUGUUAUUUGUGGCGGAGCAUGAACUCCACCACCAACACUUCGAAUUCUCAGUCAAUGGCUGCAGCAGCACCGAGUGAUGGUUCUGGGAAGAAGGUAAGAAAGCCUUACACCAUAACCAAGUCCAGAGAGAGUUGGACUGAGGAAGAACAUGAUAAGUUUCUCGAAGCUCUCCAACUAUUUGACAGGGACUGGAAGAAAAUUGAAGAUUUUGUAGGUUCAAAAACAGUUAUUCAGAUUCGAAGCCAUGCCCAGAAAUACUUCUUGAAAGUUCAAAAGAAUGGGACUGUGGCACAUGUGCCUCCUCCCCGUCCAAAGCGCAAAGCUGCUCAUCCUUACCCGCAAAAGGCAUCAAAAAAUGUUUUGGUGCCACUACCAGCUUCCAUUGGUUAUGCUUCAUCGAGAAAUACGCUUGCACCUGGGUUUGCCUCAUGGGAUGAAACUUCCCUGCUGAUGAAUGCUGGAGCCGAUAAACCCAUGACCUGUCAGGAUGAACUCAACAAUCUUCAUCAUGGAAAUGAAGCUGAUAUUGGAUCAAAGGGGAUAGCACAGAUUACCAACAGCAGUCUCAGUGGUGUAGGAAAUUCUACUGGAGCACUACCGACUUCUGAGAUACCCAAGCAAGGGAAACAAGCUCCAGUGCUUCAUGGUUUGCCAGAUUUUGCUGAAGUUUACAGUUUCAUUGGAAGUGUAUUUGAUCCAGAAACAAACGACCAUGUCCAGAAGCUGAAGGAAAUGGAUCCUAUAAAUUUUGAAACUGUUUUGUUGUUAAUGAGAAACCUCACUGUCAACUUGUCUAGCCCUGACUUUGAACCCAUCAAGAAGGUAUUGUCAACAUAUGAUGUCAAUACCGUGGCAGUAGGAAUUGAUGUCAAGACAAAUGAUCUAUCAUGUCAAACCGCUUAACACCACUAGCAAUUUGUUGAUAUGUUAGGUAGGGCAAAUUUGGAUUGAAGACUGAGGUUUUGCUCGGCCAGCGGUAAGGCAUGGGGAAUAUCUUGCACCCACUGAAAAGCCUGUAAAUGUAACCGUAGUCCAUUGUAACCACAACCAAAAUAGUAGUAAAUGUUAGAAAGCUAAAGAGCAUAAUGUAUUUUCAGAUGAUUCUUAUAACAAUUGUUGUAUUGCAGUGAUUUUGUUGCCUUCGAGUAGAGACAGGUUUAUACGAUA
Glycine soja is the source of this 1415-nucleotide messenger RNA. RefSeq names its product protein REVEILLE 8-like. The transcript is spliced from 9 exons. Gene Ontology annotation, molecular function: DNA binding. Bases 36 to 1151 code for a protein of 371 amino acids. NCBI's taxonomy places the organism in Eukaryota, Viridiplantae, Streptophyta, Magnoliopsida, Fabales, Fabaceae. The record is from RefSeq and is a predicted model, not a curated record.